This is a messenger RNA of Dacryopinax primogenitus, 1054 nucleotides long. RefSeq names its product D-isomer-specific 2-hydroxyacid dehydrogenase NAD-binding protein. Gene Ontology annotation, molecular function: NAD binding. The transcript has a single exon. The coding region runs from base 1 to 1041 and encodes 346 amino acids. Lineage: Eukaryota; Fungi; Basidiomycota; Dacrymycetes; Dacrymycetales; Dacrymycetaceae. The record is from RefSeq and is a predicted model, not a curated record.
AUGUCACCCUCUCUCUUUUCCCGUCCCGAGAUUCGCACCGUUCUCUCGACCCUCACUUGGCCUACCGCCGAAAUCGCACGGGUCCAGUCCGCUCUCGGUCCAUCUGUUGAGUUCAUCCAAUGUUCCCGCUCAGACACUUCCACCAUCGCCUCGAGUCUGCCUCGUGCGCAGGUCGCCCUCCUCGCCGGAGACCUGAACGAUAGCGUGCUGGAAUCGAGAGAGCUCAAGUGGGUCCACUGUGACCACGCGGGAUUAAACCAUUCCGCUCGCCCCGAGGUGUUCGAGCGCGGGUUGUUCGUGACUGGUAGCGCAGGGCGCUCCGGCCCAGCACUUGCCCAACACGCGUUCUUCUUCGCCCAGUGCUUUGUGUACGAUGUGCGGAAGAUGCUCCAGCGGCAGGAGCAGAACGUGUGGGGCACGGGGGAGGAGAUCGAACAGUAUAGGGAGCGUGGAGCACUGUGGGGGAAGAAGUUGGGUGUGGUUGGGUACGGGUAUACUGGUAAGGAGAUGGCGAAAAUUGGGCGUGCAAUGGGCAUGCAUGUGACAAUUCUGCGACGUUCGCAUGGGGAAGGAGAGAAGGACGAGAACGUGGAUGUCAUGCUCUCCACCGAAGCUGGUCAAGGGAUUGCGGAUGGUAUCCUCGCUGCCGACUUCAUCAUGCUCUCAUGCUCGCUGUCUGACAGCACCUACCACCUCUUCUCCACUCCCGAAUUCGAACGCAUGAAGCACUCGUGCGUGAUCAUCAACCUCGCCCGUGGUGCGGUGAUCGACGAGCCUGCACUGAUCGCAGCGCUAAAGCAAGGCGAGAUUGCUGGGGCAGGCUUGGACGUAUUCGAGCAGGAACCGCUUGGGAAAGACAGCGAGCUCUGGAAUAUGUCAAACGUAUUGAUUACGCCGCAUGCAACGCCACAGAUGCCAGACAAAAUUGAGAGGAGUGUAGCGGUGGUACUGGAGAACAUUGCAAAAUAUCGGAGGGGUGAGGGACUGUUGAAUGCGCUGGACGAGAGAGAUUUGUAUACGAAAGGCGCAGUACCGAAUUAGAAUUGAAAACCAG